Molecule: messenger RNA, 1961 nt
Organism: Centruroides sculpturatus (bark scorpion)
Lineage: Eukaryota; Metazoa; Arthropoda; Arachnida; Scorpiones; Buthidae
Gene: Ppat-Dpck
Product: bifunctional coenzyme A synthase-like
Exons: 7
Coding region: 236-1690 (484 amino acids)
Biological process (GO): coenzyme A biosynthetic process
Molecular function (GO): dephospho-CoA kinase activity; ATP binding
Source: RefSeq, a predicted model, not a curated record
GCUGCCUUCAUCUCGUAUCUCGAGGUUCAUCGAGCAAGUUUCGUUAAUUAAGCUUAUUUUUCGUAAAAAUAAACCAAAUAUUUAUUAUCAUCAUUAUUAGAUAAAAGUUAUCUUAUCUGUUUACAUAACAACAUGAUUUGGCAGAGUUCAUUUUACUUGGAAAGGAUAUUUACUUAAGGAAGAUUUGUUUCCUUUAUAUUAUCUUAACAUUAAACAUUUUCCUCCUAACGCCAAAAUGUUUCAGACAGGUGUUUUGAUAUUAACUUCCCCAGCUCAUCACAUUAUAAACAAAGUAAGUACCUAUUUAGCGUCAGCUAAGCAGCUUAUAAGCAACAGAUUAUAUAUCAAAAUCGAGCCUAAUUUUAAUCAGUUUCGUAAUCAAACUAAAAUACCUAUUUCGCCUGCAUCAGAAUAUCAAUUAUUACUCAAUUUAAUUCCUACAAUUUAUGCUCAAGCUUCAAAAGCAUGUUCACAUUUAGAUGUCAGAGUGCUACAGACAUUUGCCAAAACAACAAAUCCUGUUGAGAAUGUAUCUACUAAACUGGAUAUCAUUCUUAUAGACAACCUUGUAAAGACAGAAGAUGUUAGCAGUUAUUUUAAACAGAGUUUCUCUACUGAGUGUUCCAUUAUACGCCACUUGAACGUUAACGAUUCCAAUUCUACCUCCGCGGAUGAAUAUUCCAAGUAUUUUAAUGACGAGGGACCCGUCGAGAUGUAUGGAAAGACCGUGCUGGGAGGCACUUUUGAUCAUCUUCAUAACGGACACAAAAUAUUUUUAAGUGCCGCUGUUCUUCGUACAAAACGGCAACUGGUGGUCGGAGUUACUGAUGGAGCCAUGUUAAAGAAUAUUGAAGUCAUAAUAUNUAAUUUUUAUUAUAUAAUAAUGUAUAAAAUAAAAAAAAAUUUAUAUAUUUUACUUAAAAAACAGAAUAUGCCAGAGUUGCAAAUAUAUAAAAUUCCUGUUUUAAGUGAUCCAGAAAGGAAUGCUUUUGAGGAACUCAAAAUUAGUUCAUCAUCACUUCGUAUGAGAUCACUUGGAACAUUAAUACAGUAUCCAAAGCCAAAACCUCAUCUGCUUAAUUCUCCAUAUAUAAUUGGUGUCACAGGAGGAAUAGCCAGUGGAAAAUCUGCAAUUGUGAAGCACUUACAGCAGUUGGGAGCUGCAGUAGUCGAUUGUGAUCGUCUCAGCCACAAGAGUUAUGAACCUAAGUCAAAAUUAUAUAAUCAGAUAGUUGAAGAAUUUGGAAAGGACAUAGUCAAUUCGGAUGGUUUUAUAAAUCGUAAAUCACUGGGUGCAAAAGUAUUUGGAAAUGAGAAUCUUAGAAGAAAGUUAAAUAAUCUAGUGUGGCCUGAGGUUAUACGAAUGGCUGAUGAGGAAAUUAAACAACAUGCAAAGAAAGGAGUAUCCAUUAUUGUAAUGGAAGUGGCUCUUUUAUUGGAAGCAGGAUGGGAAGAUAAAGUGCACCAAGUCUGGGUUUGCAUUAUUCCCGAAAAAGAGGCAAUAAAGAGAAUUAGGGAACGAGACGGUUUGUCGGAAGAGCAGGCUUUACAGAGAAUAAAUUCUCAAAUGUCAAACAAGGAGAGGGUGGAUAGAGCAAAUGUGAUAUUUUGUAGUUUUUGGGAGCCAGAAUAUACUAUAUCACAGGUAAAUAAAGCAUGGGACCAGUUACAAAAAUUUUUGACUUCAUAAUGUAAUUAAAGAUAGUAAUAUAUAGAAUUUUUAAAGUUAAUUAUUGGGAUUAUAUUCUGAAAGUCUACAUUGUUUUUGGGAUAUAUACAUAUUUGAUGAAAAAAUUGUGAGAAUCAAAUGUUUUGUAUUUUUUUUUUUUUUUGUUUGUUUGUUUGUUUUGAGACUGGACAAAUUACCAAAAUGUGUAUAUUGAACUAAUAUAUCAUAAAAUGGCAAUUUAAAAUAUUUGUAUAUUUAUAAGAUGUUAUUUAUAGUUAUGAAAGAAAUAAAG